Molecule: messenger RNA, 1581 nt
Organism: Humulus lupulus (European hop)
Lineage: Eukaryota; Viridiplantae; Streptophyta; Magnoliopsida; Rosales; Cannabaceae
Product: pyrophosphate--fructose 6-phosphate 1-phosphotransferase subunit beta-like
Exons: 15
Coding region: 1-1581 (526 amino acids)
Biological process (GO): photosynthesis; response to glucose; glycolytic process
Cellular component (GO): cytosol
Molecular function (GO): ATP binding; 6-phosphofructokinase activity; diphosphate-fructose-6-phosphate 1-phosphotransferase activity
Source: RefSeq, a predicted model, not a curated record
AUGAAGUUGUCCAUCAAGGACUUAGAACCCUGCAAGCAAACAAUUUAUGGUUUCUCUAGUGAGGGACUCGCUCCAAUAGGGUUAAUCAGACUUCCGGUAAUAGCAGAUUACUUGCAGGAGCGUGCUAAAGGCAACAUAUUGUACGGUUUCAGGGGAGGUCCAGCUGGAAUCAUGAAGGUGGAGGGUGGUUUUGAUAUGAUAUGUAGUGGAAGAGAUAAGAUUGAAACUCCAGAGCAGUUUCAACAAGCUGCAGAUACUGCCGUGAAGCUUGAUUUGGAUGGACUUCUUGUUAUUGGUGGGGAUGACUCGAACACAAAUGCCUGCCUCCUUGCUGAGAAUUUCAGGGGAAAGAAUUUGAAAACUCAGGUGAUUGGGUGUCCAAAAACCAUUGAUGGUGACUUGAAAUGCAAAGAAGUCCCAAUAAGUUUUGGGUUUGAUACUGCUUGCAAGGUUUAUGUAGAAAUGAUUGGAAAUGUCAUGAUAGAUGCCAGAUCAACUGGAAAAUAUUAUCACUUUGUGCGGCUUAUGGGGCGUGCAGCUUCACACAUAACACUUGAAUGUGCUUUGCAAACUCAUCCAAACAUUACAAUUAUUGGAGAAGAGGUUGCUGAAAAAAAGUUGACACUGAAAAAUGUUACAAAUUACAUUGUUGAUAUAAUCUCCAAACGUGCCGAACUUGGUUAUAACUAUGGUGUCAUACUUAUUCCUGAAGGUCUAAUUGAUUUCAUUCCAGAGGUGCAACAACUUAUCGCCGAACUGAAUGAAAUUCUGGCCCAUGAGGCUGUCGAUGAAGAUGGGCAAUGGAAAAAGAAACUUGCUGAUCAAUCAUUACAGCUUUUUGAAUUUUUACCUUCAGCAAUCCAAGAGCAGUUGAUGCUUGAAAGAGAUCCUCAUGGAAAUGUUCAGGUUGCCAAAAUAGAGACAGAGAAGAUGCUUAUUCAAAUGGUUGAAACUGAAUUGGAGAAAAGGAAUCAAGCAGGUGCAUACAAAGGUGGAUUCCAAGGACAGUCUCACUUUUUCGGGUGUGAAGAAAGAUGUGGUCUGCCAACUAAUUUUGAUUCUACCUAUUGUUAUGCAUUGGGUUAUGGUGCAGGAGCUCUCCUUCACAGUGGGAAAACUGGAUUGAUAUCAUCGGUGGGGAAUUUGGCUGCUCCAGUUGAAGAAUGGACCGGUAGUGGGACAGCUUUAACUGCACUAAUGGAUGUGGAGAGAAUACAUGGAAAGUUUAAGCCUGUGAUCAAGAAGGCCAUGGUGGAGCUUCAAGGCCAUGGCGAAAUUAAAUUCUCUCUCUUACUGGAUCUCUCCCGUUCAAAUUGGUACCAUGUUAAGGAACAAAUUGGUACCAUGACUGAGAAAAUUGGCAAUUCUGACAAGGUUACAUCAAAGGUUUCUGAAGCUUGUAGUAGUAGUAGUACAGAGUCAAAGGUUUCUAAAGCUAGUACUAGUAGUAAUAGUAGUACAAAGUCAAAGGUUUCUAUAACCAGUGGUAUUAAUACAGAGACAGUGGUUUCUGAGCCCAGCAGAGAGUCAAAGGUUCCAGUACAGGAAACAAAGAAAAAAGAUGCUUGUUGCAUUCAGUGA